Messenger RNA from Manis javanica (Malayan pangolin), 1541 nucleotides. RefSeq names its product A-kinase interacting protein 1 (gene AKIP1). The record is from RefSeq and is a predicted model, not a curated record. Gene Ontology annotation, cellular component: nucleoplasm. NCBI's taxonomy places the organism in Eukaryota, Metazoa, Chordata, Mammalia, Pholidota, Manidae. Gene Ontology annotation, biological process: regulation of non-canonical NF-kappaB signal transduction.
GCCCCCGACCAAGGGGUGGGGAGACGGAAAUGGAAGUGGUCUUCUCGCCCAGGCUCGCCCUUAACUUGGCGCCAGCUGAAAAUAGCGUUGGGGGCGGAGCCCAAGACGGUGGUCGCGUGGGCGGUGGAGGUCCAGGCUCCGACCCGGAGCUGCAGCAGGGUGGUGGCGGCCCGCUGACCCACUCUUGUUUAUGUGUCUGUGCCCGCACAGGGAGGCAUGGAGAACUGUUUGGCGGCCGCGGCGCUGAACGGGGUGGACCGGCGUUCCCUGCAGCGCUCGGCUAGGCUAGGUCAAGAAGUGUUGGAGCGGGCCAAGAGGAGGGCGGUGGACUGGCAUUCGCUGGAGUUUCCCAAAGGUCGCGUGAGGGUCCUUUCCCGGAGGCGGCUCUACCAAGAAACACGGCAGGCAGCCGGCCCCCAGCAGCUUCUCCCAGGAGAGAGAGAAGAAAGACACCCAACCCUCAAUGCUUCCUUCAGAACAAUGGCUGAAUUCAUGGACUAUACUUCAAGUCAGUGUGGGAAAUACUAUUCAUCUGUGCCAGAAGAAGGAGGGGCAACCCAUGUCUAUCGUUAUCACAGAGGAAAGUCGGAGCUGCACCUGUGCUCAGACAGAGAGAAUGGCCAGAAAAAAGACACAUUUCUUGGUCUUGGAGGCAUCUGUCAAGUGUCAGAGUGUACUCUGGAGGCAUCCCAGCCUGCUCAGAACAUCUCCAAGGACCUCUACAUAGAAGUAUACCCUGGGACCUAUUCUAUCACUGUGGGCACCAAUGACUUAACCAAGAAGACUCAUGUGGUAGCAGUUGAUUCAGGACAGAGUGUGGACUUGGUCUUCCCCGUGUGAUAUUGACCAUCACAGCCAUCAUAGCACCUUUUUUUAAUAGCAAGAAGAAUAACGCCACCAUGUGAUUCUCUUAAUAUUUACACUGAAUCCUGCUUUUAGCACUGACUGUAGAAGGUCGGCCUUCCUGGGAGCUGGAGUUUCUCUCUUUUAGUGCCUAUUUUAACUUGAAACUCUGGAAGUCCCCUACCCUUUUUAGCCUAAAAAUAAUAAUGUAAUGAUGUUGUCUGAAGAGUUUUUACUACUUCCUUUUCAAGUGAAGGUCAAUUAUGGUAAUAAAGGGAGAGAUUUGGAAAUGAAGAGAAUUCCUUUUAAUUGGUAUUAAGAGGUGAAACAAAACGUCACUCAUGUACAGCUAUGCAGAUAUGAAAAGAUGGCAGAGAGGCUGUGGACACAUUUGCUCAAAGCAGGCAGACGCACCCUGUAGCUUCUGCAGAAGAGACCUCUUCAAGUAGCUCUCAGCAGGGCCGCCAUGCUCCUGGGCCCCUGGGACGGGUGCCUUCCUGCUGCUCAUCUUCAGGACAGUCUGAACAGGGUGAAGACCCUGCUGCUUAUUCCACUGUUCUCAGUGGCCUGCACUCCACGUAUUUCCACGGAAGAAGGCCUGACAGCCACUUCGUGACUCCUCGUCAGGUGUUCACCACCAUGACUCUAGCUUCCUGUAAGAGGAGAAAAUCCUGAGAGUCUUAUGCUGACUGUUUAAU